UUGGAGAUGCCUCGCUUUGCUAGCUUGCUACUGCUCGCCCUGCUCGCUCUUUCUCGGGCCUACCAAGAAGAAGAUGAAGAAUUCCUAGAACAUGAGGAGGAAGACACCAUGGACAUCUCCGCCGCGAUCCUCGCCGCCAACAACGGCACCGAUGAGCUCCUCCUGGAAGGGGACCUGUUGCUUCCCAAAACCAGGAACGCCAUGAAAUGCUGGUCUGGGAGCUGCCGCUGGAGGAAAGACUCCAAAGGCUAUGUGACUGUCCCUUACGUGGUGAGCGGCGCGUUCCCUCAAUGGGAGAAGCAGAAGAUCCAGGCGGCCUUGGCGUCCUUCCACGCCGGCACCUGCGUCCGCUUCGUUCCGCGGCGCAAUGAGUACGACUAUGUGAGCGUGGAGAACAAUGACGGUUGCUUCUCGGUUUUUGGGAGGCAAGGCGGCGCGCAGGUGUUGUCUCUCAACCGCCGCGGGUGCCUCUACACGGGGAUCAUCCAACACGAGUUCAACCACGCUCUGGGCUUUCACCACGAGCAGACCAGGAGCGACCGUGACAAAUACGUCAGGAUCAACUGGCAGAACGUGGACCAGCAAAUGGCCCACAAUUUCUACAGACGAGACACUGACAACCUGGGGACGCCUUAUGACUACUCCUCCGUCAUGCACUACGGGAAAAAGGCCUUCAGUAACAACGGGAGAGACACCAUCACUCCCAUCCCCGAUUCCCGCGUCCCCAUUGGCCAGAGACGUGGCCUGUCCAAAUGGGACAUCAGGAGAAUCAACAUCCUCUACGACUGUUGA
Nerophis lumbriciformis (worm pipefish) is the source of this 792-nucleotide messenger RNA. The record is from RefSeq and is a predicted model, not a curated record. NCBI's taxonomy places the organism in Eukaryota, Metazoa, Chordata, Actinopteri, Syngnathiformes, Syngnathidae.